AAAUCAAAUCACCACAGAGUUAUUGGACAAGGGAUAAAUGCUACUAUAUUGGUCACUUAUUUCUUUUGGCUCUGGCCAAAUCCAUGUCUCUCAUCAGAUGGCUUUGCUAUAUGGACAUCUUCGGCUGCUGAUUUUAGUUUCUGUCAUCACCUUGGUGGCAGCCUAUUUCUUCAUAUUCCAUACAUGUCCUGGACAGGUGACCAAGAAGCCUAUCAAGACACAACUGAGGGUGGCACCAUCAAGCCUUCCUUCUCCGCCCUCUGCUCCGUGCACCUGUUCUCCUGGCUCAAUGAUGCUCAAAGACAAAAUUCCUGCGGAUCAGUAUGAAGCGCUUGCACAACGCAGAAACAAGGAGCUACAACAACACAAAGCCAGGACUACAUCAGUGUUAUCUACUCUUCUGAUUGCUGCACCUAACUCUCCUCUACAGUACCCUAUCCAGGGAUUUAUCGUACGACCUCUGACGCCCACUUUUAUACCAGGUUUAGCGCUGGAUGCCAGACCAAGAGAAACCUAUAUGGUGUCCUUGUCUGUCUCCAAAGGGGUCCUCACCAUUAAAAAUCCCCUUGAGGGAGUGACAACAGAAGGUGAGAUAUCAGAACAAAGCAACGGCAUGGUUUCCCUCAACAAACUGCUGACUCAAGUGGCAUAUACCAGCACUGUCUACCAUAUCCACACCGGCGACCUUGCCGUCUUCGAGUUUGAGAACGCCAAAGCUGUGUUUCUCACCAUCAAGCAGCCUAUUCUGCCGGUCCUGUAUGACAUGGGAACAGAUAUCAGCUCUCAAGUAACCAUCGCCACAAAGACAUUCCUGCGCUACCACAGUCUCCGGGUGUUGUUGAGCAGCAUACGCCGUUUCUAUAGCACAAUGAAUGUCAUCAUUGCGGAUGAUCGCUUUAUAACAGAGAAUAUUAAGGGGGACUAUAUCCAACACUUCAUCAUGCCUGCAGCACAGGGCUGGUUUGCUGGCAGGAAUCUUGCCAUAUCCCAGGUAACCACAAAGUAUCUCCUGUGGGUGGAUGAUGACUUCCUGUUUGUAGAGGAAACGAAGAUAGAGACGAUGGUGGCGAUCAUGGAGGCAAACCCUGAACUUGACGUGCUUGGAGGAUCAGUGAAGGGGAACCAGUUUUACUUCUCAAUAGAAUAUGACGAAGGGGAAGAAAUGGAGGGUGGCUGCCUUUACAGAAAGUCAAAAGGGAAGUUCACGCCACUCCCUGGUUUCCCAAAUUGCCAUAUGGCUAGUGGUGUUGUCAACUUUUUCCUGGCUCGUACAGAUGCUGUAAACAAGGUGGGAUUUGACCCUAAGCUGAAGAGAGUAGCUCAUUCAGAGUUUUUUAUGGAUGGGUUGGGCUCUCUGAUGGUUGCCAGCUGUGGCCAUGUGUCCAUUGGACAUCAGCCCCCUACCUCCAACAAGGACGAUGCCAGAUAUGGAAAAUUCCGACAUCCUCCAAGAACCGACGAAUUGUUCAAACAGCAACUUCACUUUUUCAAAAACAACUUAAAAUGUAUCCGCUACGGAUAGAAGACGACCAGAGGACACAUUUUUUGUUUUGUAUUGUUCAAAGCCAACAUCUUACACAACUCUUUAAGGAGGAUGUAGAAAUGUGAUGACAUGCAUGACCACUGUCAACACUUUUUACAUUUUUGGUAUGGUGGAUAUUAUGGGACGUUCUAUAGCCUCUACAUUUGUCUCCCGUGUUUGUCUCAUGACACGAUCCCUCUUGAUGCAUAUAAAUUACCUUUAACCCCACCACAGUAUUUAUAAAGAAAAUGCUGAAAUUUGCUAUGGUAAAAAAGAAAAAACGAGGUAAAACAAGCCAGCAAAGACAUAAUUAGCUCUUAAAGAGGCUUUUGAGCCAUAAUAGGCUACAGCAGUUCUCCAAGAUUUAGCGUAUUAUUGUCCUUUAUGAAGGCUUUAAAUCAAAUGUGAUUCAACCCUUUCGCCCAACACCUUCAAGGAAGAACACAGUCAAGAAGCCUUUAAUGGAUAACAUUUCUGCUACAUGAGAUAUUUCAUAGAUAAUCUCUCUCCACUCAUACACCCCACACAUAGGGUGUGACAAAAAAAAUAUAUUGUGGGUUCUUUUAUGCAGAUUACAUAAAUUUUGCAUCCCUCAAAAAAUAUGUAAAAAACAAAGAUGUUUGUAAAAGUCUUGUAAUGGCUUGCUCACAUUGAUAGUAUAUUAGAUGUAGAUAAUAAAUAAAUUAACUUAUUUGAUAAAAACAGGUCUUAUUUAGUAACUUAAACCUGAGUCAUUCAAGUCAAUACAAAACAAAACAGUGAAAUCAUAAGCGCAAGUAUUGCAGUGCAAGUAUGAGUGAACCGUACAUGAGUGUGUUUUCAUUUUGCUGGUCUCUUACCUGGUAGGCCUCCUGAAAAAUUUUAAAAGUCAGGCAUGCAGGCAGCUAUGCUAUCUUAUCACUUAUCUUGUGUGAACACUGCAUAUGUUCUCAAUGUGCAUGCAUGGUACUCUGCCCGGCUUCAUCCUAUUCAGGAAAUGUAUGUAAAAUCUCAAAUCUCAGUUAAAAAUUAACUCAAAACCUACCUUUCCCAAAAUCCUGCAACACCUGACCUCUGAUUUGUCCUGUAUAUUGUACCUUUAUCUGUUUUUGCACUAAAUGAAGCAUCUUUAGGUAUCCAGAAUAGCGCUAUAUAAGUUCUAUAAAUAUUAGACGUCUUGAUUGGUUGUUGCAAUAUGUGUGACAUACUUGAUGUUGUCAUUUCGCACAUUGUUCAAACAACAAUUAAGAUAUUAUCUAAGUUGAUAUAGAUUGCACACGGCUACACACACAAAAGCCAAGAACAACAACUUACAGUACCGGAAACUGUAAUUCGCCUCAUAAAUGUUGCAUCCUGGAUAAUAGCAAGGCUGCUGAAAACCUUUUCUUUUUCUUCAAAUUGAAUAGGAUUCAUUUCUUUAUAAAUACACAAAUACACACGCUGAUGGAAAAUGUAAUUUGCCAUACUCGUCCCAUCUUUUCUGAAUUUGGAUUUAACAGCUCUUUGUCCUGUGGAACUUGGUGCUGUUGUUACUGAUUGUUGCUGAUUAUCACAUUUCUCUAUAAGUAUGUGAGAAUGUGGCAUCUGCAUGAGAGUAGGAUGCACAUAUAUAAAUGUUUUUGUCAGGGAUUGUGCUUUUUUUUUUUAAAUGGGGGAUAGUACUGUACUACACACAAAAGGUAGUAAUCUUAAAUGAAAUGAAAUGAUUGCCAUUUUCUUCCUUGUAUUCCAAUUGUAUGGUUUGUUACCAAACAUCUGUUAACUAGGUACAUUGCCAUCAGAGCCUUGCCAUGUUCUGUAUGCCAAAGUUGAAAGCUAACAGUUGUCAGCAAGGGCUUGAGUGCAAUAACACAAUUAACCAUUGACAUUUGUAGAAACAUGCUUCAAACUUACAGCUAAGACUUUUAGCUGUGUGGCUAACCUCUGUUGUAAGAAAGUAAUUGGAGCAUUUUUUCAGUCAGAUUUUUCACUCUGGUAAUUAGUAAAUGUACAGUGAAAUGGGUUUGUGCAUUGCACUCUAUGCAACUAGUCUGAUUUUGGGAAUGUUGAUUAUAUGUUAGCAAUGUCCCUGAUGGCAUAUCAGCAUGCAGGUUAGCAUUUAGCUCUGCUAUGGCAUUACAGAGUCUCUCAGAAAGGGAGCAAGAUUCAUUCAAAACUAAACUGCACAGUGCUGCUCAAUGGACCAUUAUGAGUGUAAUUUUUAAAAAUGUCUAUUAAAAUUAUGUUUUAAAGGUA
Notolabrus celidotus (New Zealand spotty) is the source of this 3736-nucleotide messenger RNA. Its product is annotated as beta-1,4 N-acetylgalactosaminyltransferase 2-like. Gene Ontology annotation, molecular function: hexosyltransferase activity. NCBI's taxonomy places the organism in Eukaryota, Metazoa, Chordata, Actinopteri, Labriformes, Labridae. The record is from RefSeq and is a predicted model, not a curated record. Gene Ontology annotation, biological process: UDP-N-acetylglucosamine metabolic process; UDP-N-acetylgalactosamine metabolic process. Gene Ontology annotation, cellular component: Golgi membrane.